Molecule: messenger RNA, 1005 nt
Organism: Halichondria panicea
Lineage: Eukaryota; Metazoa; Porifera; Demospongiae; Suberitida; Halichondriidae
Exons: 1
Coding region: 1-1005 (334 amino acids)
Biological process (GO): DNA integration
Molecular function (GO): nucleic acid binding
Source: RefSeq, a predicted model, not a curated record
AUGAAGCUCCUAGCGAGACAAGUCGUGUGGUGGCCAGGAAUUGAUUCAGAUAUUACAGGAAAAGUGCAAACCUGUGAGAAGUGUCAAAUGAAUCAAAAGUCACCUGCUGAAGCUCCACUGCACCCCUGGGAAUGGCCUAAAAGACCGUGGUCAAGGAUACACAUCGAUCAUUUGGGACCAGUGGAAGGAAAGAUGGUCCUUGUUGUGGUAGAUGCACAUUCUAAAUGGAUAGAAGCAGUGACAGUAGCCUCUACAUCAUCAGCAGCAACCAUUCGAGUUUUAAGAAACCUGAUGGCGACUCAUGGUCUCCCAGAAUUGAUAUUUUCGGAUAACGGUACAUCGUUCACAAGCGAGGAAUUCCAAACAUUUGCAAAAAGCAAUGGAAUAAGACACCGUACCACUGCCCCGUAUCACCCUGCAACGAAUGGCUUGGCGGAAAGAGCAGUACAAGUGAUAAAGAACGGGCUGAGAAAGAACUCUAAAGGAGAUUUUGAUUUGCGAUUAGCAAGAAUACUGUUCAAGUAUCGAACGAUACCUCAUGCCACUACUGGAAGAACGCCAGCAGAACUACUUCUAGGAAGGAAACUGAGAACACAUUUGGAUUUGUUACAUCCUGAUCUAGCCAAACGAGUAGAAGAAAAACAGAACUCUCAGAAAGUGAACCACGACAAAACGCAGAGGGAACGCUUAUACCUAGAAGGCGAUCCAGUCUAUGCCAAGAAUUUUCGGCCAGGUGACAAAUGGUUGCCGGGAAAGAUUUCACAGGUUCUAGGAACCAGAACAUAUAUGGUGGAAUUGGAGACUGGACAAGUGGUGAAAAGACACAUCGACCAGUUGAGAAAUAGACAAGCGAUCAUAACUACAUCAGAGGAGGAUGACGAUUACAUAGUACCGGAAACGAAUAGCGACUCCCCUGAGCAAGCAGACCCAACUCCGGAAGAUAUGCCCGUGAGACGUUCAAAUAGAACAACACGACCUCCCGACCGAUAUGGCCAACAAUCUUAG